Messenger RNA from Drosophila kikkawai, 457 nucleotides. RefSeq names its product Nimrod B3 (gene NimB3). The record is from RefSeq and is a predicted model, not a curated record. NCBI's taxonomy places the organism in Eukaryota, Metazoa, Arthropoda, Insecta, Diptera, Drosophilidae.
CGUUGGCGAGCGCUGCUCUCGCUUUUCCAACCGACCUCAUUCCUAGUCACAGCGCCAAGCGAAAUGCACUUGACAUCAGUGCUGGCUGGCCUACUUAUCGUUUGCCUGGCCUACGAUCUGCCCUCUCCCGCCGCCGCCCAGUUUUGGAAAGCGGCGAUCCCCACUCCCAGCUGGCGCACUGAUGCGCUGGCCGAUCGCCCCUCCGGAAUCUGCUACAGGGACCUCAACGUGGACACCAUCAAUCCGAAUUCCAGGCGACGGCAGAUCUCCUACUGCUGCGAUGGCUACCUCCGCAUUGGCAGCUCCGAGAAGCUAACGUGCCUGCCCAUCUGCCGGGAGGACUGCUCCAAUGGUCUGUGCGUCUUGCCAGACACCUGCGAAUGUGCGCCUGGCUACUAUCGACGAGAUGGGAAAUGUCAUAAGGAAUAAAUAAAAUAAAUAAAUAAAUAGAAAUCUA